CAUGCGCACAUCUCUGGGGCAGACGAAUUAGUCGCCAUCCCAGUACGGUUGGAAGGUUUCCUAGUAGCUUGGUGGGGUGAGGAAAGCGGGUGGACGCCUUGAAGAAAAGGGUGGAACCGUGGGUACAGGAACAGGUAUCCCUCACCUUAUCUAUAUUUCGGGGUGCCGGUGCCGGUGGAUUCGAUCCAGUCUAAAGAAGACAUCGGGGCCCGUUUGAAUCCGGCGGCUGCUCGGUACGUUACCCUGAUUUGAAACAAAAGGGAGCGAAGUUGUAGCGACAGUGAUAUCGGAAUCUGUCGCUGAAGGCGCCAGGCAGCCGUUCCGUUUAACGCCGGCAUGAUGGUUCGCUCAAGGUCAAGAUCCCCAAGAUGGAAGCACAGGUUAAUCUCGCCAGACUGUGGACGAAGCCAAGAAUACAAUGUUGUGAGACCAUUUUAUCCGUCGCAUAAUAGUGAGUCAAGAGGAUUCAAUCAAAGCUCAGGAAGACCUACACAGUGGAGGGGACAACAGGAAAAAUGGAAUGAAACAGGCACUGCAGAAUCAAGAUCCGAAGUUGCACAAUAUGGUAACAUUCAUUAUAAAGUUUUUGAGUAUAGACAACCUUCGCCGAUUGCAAGAAGAAUGGAAUCUGAUCAUGCGUUAGGGAGAAACAUUUACCCAGAGGAGAGAGAAGAAAGUCGAUCUCAUGCCCUUCUUUCGAGAUCUGCUGAAGAAAAUCCAUACCAUGAUCAUGAUGAGCGUCAUGAGAGCAGUGGCUGGCACCAUGAAUGGCAUCAUGGUCACAGUGAUCGUCACCAUGGCCACAGUGAACGUCACCAUGAUCGUGAUGUAUGGCGUAAUGACCACGACGACCAGCAUUAUAAUCAGAGUGCAGAAAUCUUGACUCGUUACAAGUUGUCUGAUGAAAAGUCAAAGACUGUUAGAGGUGAUUCACAAUCCAACUGUUAUGAUCGACCUAGUACCACCACUUAUGCCGGUGCAGAAAAGUGGCGUGACCCUGAAGGCUUCAGAAGUCACAGUUUACACGAGGAAAGGCACUCAAGUUCUUUACGGUCUCCUGGAAGACGGUCUGAAGAGUUUCUGGAAAGGAGCACCUACCAGAAGAGGUAUCCUGAGGAUAAUGAUGUCAAAGGGUACAGAGAAGCAUCUGGAAGAGGCUGGGUGCCAGGAAAGCUUGAGGCAGUAGAUCAUGAACGAGAAUUAAAAUGGAGAGGAGAGAAAAUGCCUCAUAAUAAAAAACCCUACACUUCUGCAUUAUACAAUGACUCUGAAAAUGCACGUAUUAAAGAUGUGUCAAGAAACUGGUAUAGUGACAGUGAUCGCUUUGAAGAGUUAGUGCAAGUAAAGAGUGGGUUUGCACAUUCACAGAAGUAUCCUGAAACGCACUCAUCUUCUGAGCACCACCAGAGCUUUUCCAGUGAAAGACAGCAAAGAUACUCAAGUAAAGAUAAAGAAUAUACGACUGGCUCCUUGAGUACUAAAGAGGUGAGUCGUUUUCACAGUAACAGCAGGAGGUCGGGUACUGAUGCAAACAAAGCAGAGAGUCACUACUCUGCGACAAGCAAGUAUGUUGUUCCUGAGCAUUACUCCGACAGGUUUCCACGUGCAGGCAAGAAAGAAGUGAGCCCUCGAUAUACAACAACCUCGGCCACCAGGGAGCGAGUGGAAAGGAGAAAAGAGUUCAGAAACCGUUCUAAGGACCGGCGUGAUGAUACUCGUACUACUAAGCGAUCAAACCAUGGGUCUUAUCACAUGGAAGCUUCACAUUGUGUUGCUAAUAAUGAGAAAGACCAUACAACUGAAUCCUUGACCAUCAAGUUAGACAUGAAGAAGACUGUGAACAAGUACAGGCCUGCAUCAAGCCAUUCUUCAGAGAGACUAAUGUCUCGGGAUUUGGUUAGUGUUGGCAAGAAACGAGAUGAGUUUCAUCAUGUGUUUGAGCAUAUGGGUUCAUCAUUGAAGGCUAACCCGAAUAUCUCUUCAGGAGAAUUUGCGCAGGAGAUAAUCACUUUGGUGCACCAAAUUAAAGAAGAUCAUUUUAAGUCUUCUGAGAUAACUUUACAUGAUCGCUUUUCAAAGUUACAAAAUGCACAAAGUCCACAAAAAGAGGGGAGACAUCUUGGUCCCAAGAUUCACAGACGGAUUGACAUGUCAUUGGCAGACUUGCACAACCAAGAACGGAAACCUAUUGGGAGAAAGACAAGCACAUGGGUUGCAGUAAAUCCAGAUGAUCUUCGCCAUGACAUUGAGAGGAGGAGAAAGGAAAAGUUGCGUGGCAAGUAUGAGGAAUCCUUUCAAAAUGUGGAGCACAAGUUGCUGUCUCACAGAUCUGCAAGGAGUGAAAAAUCUCACUCCUCCACUCGAGUGAAAACAUCAAGAAAGCCGACAGCUGAGUUUGUGGAACAUCGAAUGAGAGUAACAAGAAAGCCUACUGCGGAAUAUACAUCUGGGCGAAAGAAGUUUUACAAUAUUGAGUCGAAGUAUCGACGUCUAUAUGGUGUUGGUUUUGGACGUACUAAUCCAAGGGUAUUCACCAAACACUUCAAAGAAGGGAUACUGAGAAAAAGAAGAUACGAAAGAGAAUUACCCAGCAGUACCACGGACAAGUAAUUGACCAGGAAGUGGAGGAGUUCGGUUUUAUUUAUGAAGAAAAUCUCCAGAGGCUGAAUAAAUCCUGAUGCUCCGAGCAGCUUGCUGUGAAUCCUGUUUGUUCAUCUUAUUUCACAGUAGUUAGUGGAACUUACAACACUUAAAGUACACUGAGUAAUCUGGACAUUAGUGAAAAUAGUUUAAUAGUAUGAGUUGAUGUAUUCUAAUUAUUUCGCCCCCCCCCCCCCCACUGCUGCAGAUUUAGUUGGUGUGAGCCACACAUUGUCUAAAAUCAGUAAAUAUUGCGAUGAAAUAUCAAUUUACUCAAAUAUAAUCAAGAGUUGAAAAUAGCUACAUUUUGUUUGGAGUGCUAGGGUUGAUCGACAACUAAUCAAUAAUUGGUAUGUAGAGUUGUUGUGGGUCAUAGUUGAAAAUUAAAUGUGGAUCUUUGUGUACUUUCCACUUGGCUACAGUGGACUGAACAUAAAAAAUGCUUGUUGAUUAUUGAUGUAGUUGUCUGAAUAAAAGUUUUUUUUAUAUCAGUC
Messenger RNA from Hypanus sabinus (Atlantic stingray), 3134 nucleotides. Its product is annotated as BCLAF1 and THRAP3 family member 3-like. The record is from RefSeq and is a predicted model, not a curated record. Gene Ontology annotation, cellular component: mediator complex. Gene Ontology annotation, biological process: positive regulation of transcription by RNA polymerase II. Gene Ontology annotation, molecular function: DNA binding; transcription coregulator activity. Lineage: Eukaryota; Metazoa; Chordata; Chondrichthyes; Myliobatiformes; Dasyatidae. The transcript is spliced from 11 exons. Bases 337 to 2610 code for a protein of 757 amino acids.